This is a messenger RNA of Radiomyces spectabilis, 1163 nucleotides long. RefSeq lists its product as uncharacterized. The record is from RefSeq and is a predicted model, not a curated record. NCBI's taxonomy places the organism in Eukaryota, Fungi, Mucoromycota, Mucoromycetes, Mucorales, Radiomycetaceae. The transcript has a single exon. The coding region runs from base 129 to 803 and encodes 224 amino acids.
CAUUAAGCGUCAUUGUUCGACGUUUUCCAUCUUUCUACCUUUUUCCCCUCUCUUCUUAUCAUUCGUACCAUUAUUUGCAUUGCAUUGCAUUGAGCGCUUUUUUCCGUCCGUGUCAAUAGGCAACAAUCAUGAGUCAACCCAUUGAUAUCGUCCAAAAGCAAGGAUCCAACGAGUCACCCUUUGAUUCACCUUCUUAUUCACCAGCAAGCCACGAGCGGCACCAUCAUGCAGGUGGCUUCAGCACAUGCUCCUAUUGUAGACAUCUUGCAUACGACGACCCUCACGUAUCCGGAAAAGCGUCCAUGAGUCCUCUGGAACUUCAAACCAUUAGUCUAUCCCCACCCUUGGACGAAGUAUGUUCAACAUGGAAAGCAGCAUCAGCCGCAGCAGAUAUUGAUGACAGCGAUCAACCAUAUCCAUAUCAAAGUUUGAUCGGUCUAUUUACGGCACCUGACAUGGGUGCUUAUUUGGCAGAUGUCGAUAUCCAGGAUGACGUAUCAACUCUUCCUAUCCAGCUGCAAACAAUGAUUAGCGAAGCAAAAGAGGAGGUGAUCAUCGAACGUACAAAAGCGCAACACCGGCAGCAACAGCAACAGCAACAACAGCCGCAGUCGCAGUUUCACGAAGAUGGGGAUCAUCAAGCCUUUGCAUCCGAGUCCCAUCCAGCAUUGCGUCGUUUGGAAAAUCUCCGUGACUAUUUAUGGAUAGCUUCAGGUCACGACAAAGCCAACAUUGCGCCCACACUUGGCAAACUACUGCAAAGCGAAGACGAACUGGCUGCUCUGACACAGCAACAAAACUAGGCCCACGGGUGUCUGUGAGCAAUUCUUUCAGGGUGUACGAACUCCCCUUUAAGGCAAGGGCCCCAAAUAAAUACAAAAAAAGCUUCCAAGAAGCCUAUGCACGCGCUCCGUGUUUGUCGGAAUAACAAACAGAGCGUAAAAUGAAUGCAUGGGUGGAGCAACAGGUGUCACAAACGCCCAGCAAAACCCGGAUAUUGUGUAUGUCAAGCAAUCACGUCCUUCGCGGCUGAAAAAAAAAUUCAAGCAAAUUCCCUCAACACGAUAACUUUUUUGUUGAUGAUAGAUCUUCACAUGAUUCUCACGAUAGUCGUUUUUCUUCAGCUUCCCACCCCCAGUACUCCUCCCAUUGAUCCGUUUGUU